Messenger RNA from Spea bombifrons (plains spadefoot toad), 2903 nucleotides. It is a transcript of the gene SEC23B, whose product is annotated as SEC23 homolog B, COPII coat complex component. Gene Ontology annotation, biological process: COPII-coated vesicle cargo loading; intracellular protein transport; endoplasmic reticulum to Golgi vesicle-mediated transport. NCBI's taxonomy places the organism in Eukaryota, Metazoa, Chordata, Amphibia, Anura, Pelobatidae. The transcript has 20 exons. Gene Ontology annotation, molecular function: GTPase activator activity; zinc ion binding. Gene Ontology annotation, cellular component: COPII vesicle coat; endoplasmic reticulum exit site. The coding region runs from base 138 to 2441 and encodes 767 amino acids. The record is from RefSeq and is a predicted model, not a curated record.
CCAGCUCUUUGGCCUAUUGCUGAGCUGUACUUCGCCGGACCGGAAGAAGUUCGCACCCGGAUACUGAGCUCUGCGGCCUCCGGAGUUACAUAGCGACCACCCGAACUGUGAAUGCGAUAAAGCUUUCCUGCGUUUCCAUGGCAACCUACCAGGAGUUUAUUCAGCAGAAUGAAGAGCGUGAUGGGGUGCGAUUCAGUUGGAACGUUUGGCCUUCCAGUCGUCUGGAAGCCACCCGGCUGGUUGUGCCUCUGGGCUGCCUUUUUACCCCUCUGAAGGAACGUCCUGACCUGCCGCCCGUGCAGUACGAGCCAGUUCUGUGCACACGACCGACCUGCAAAGCUGUUCUUAAUCCGCUAUGCCAAGUUGACUACAGAGCCAAGCUGUGGGCAUGUAAUUUCUGCUUCCAGCGAAAUCAAUUCCCACCAACAUAUGCAGGAAUAUCAGAAGUAAAUCAGCCUGCAGAACUAAUGCCACAGUUUUCCACCAUCGAAUACAUAGUUCAGAGAGGCCCUCCGACUCCUCUGAUCUUUUUAUAUGUAGUGGACACAUGUCUGGAAGAAGAAGACCUACAGGCUCUGAAAGAAUCUCUGCAAAUGUCACUAAGCUUGUUGCCCCCAGAUGCCCUGGUUGGUCUGAUCACCUUUGGCAGAAUGGUGCAAGUGCACGAACUAAGCUGUGAUGGGAUCUCUAAAAGCUACGUCUUCAGGGGGACCAAGGAUUUGACUGCUAAGCAGAUACAGGAUAUGUUAGGCCUUUCAAAGCCUGCAGCUCCAGCACAGCAAGGGAGACCUGUACAACCCCACGAGCAACCCUCCUUGUCAAGCCGGUUUUUACAGCCAGUUCACAAAAUUGACAUGAACUUAACUGACCUACUUGGGGAGUUACAGCGUGAUCCGUGGCCAGUCCCUCAGGGGAAACGACCUCUGAGAUCCACUGGAGUGGCUUUGUCUAUUGCUGUUGGACUACUGGAGGGGACACUUCCAAAUACAGGGGCCAGAAUAAUGCUGUUUACUGGAGGUCCUCCUACUCAAGGCCCCGGCAUGGUGGUUGGUGAUGAACUCAAAACACCAAUCCGCUCCUGGCACGAUAUUGAAAAGGACAAUGCGCGUCUCAUGAAGAAAGCCAUUAAGCACUAUGAAGCACUGGCAAAUCGCACAGCAGCCAACGGACACUGCAUUGAUAUUUAUGCUUGUGCCCUGGAUCAGACUGGUCUUUUGGAGAUGAAGUGUUGUUCAAACCUCACUGGUGGCCAGAUUGUUAUUGGAGACUCUUUUAAUACCUCGCUGUUUAAACAAACGUUCCAGAGAGUUUUUAGCAAAGAUUUAAAUGGGGAAUUCAAAAUGGCCUUUGGAGCAAACCUUGAAGUGAAGACUUCAAGGGAGCUGAAAAUUUCAGGCGCUAUUGGACCCUGUGUUUCCUUGAAUGUGAAAGGACCUUGCAUCUCUGAAAAUGAAUUGGGUGUUGGUGGGACGUGCCAGUGGAAAAUAUGCAGCCUGGAUCCUAGCACAACCCUGGCCUUUUAUUUUGAAGUGGUUAACCAGCACAAUGCCCCCAUUCCUCAGGGUGGCCGGGGAGCUGUUCAGUUUGUGACCCAGUACCAGCACUCCAGCACUCAGAAACGGAUCAGAGUGACCACCAUCGCCAGGAAUUGGGCAGACGCACAGACCCAGCUUCAGCACAUUGAAGCAGCCUUUGACCAGGAAGCUGCUGCUGUACUAAUGGCUCGUCUGGGAGUUUACAGAGUGGAGACUGAGGAGGGACCUGAUGUACUCAGAUGGUUAGACAGGCAACUCAUCAGACUUUGCCAGAAGUUUGGCCAGUACAACAAAGAUGACCCAACUUCCUUCCGGCUUUCAGACUCUUUCUCUCUGUAUCCUCAGUUCAUGUUCCAUUUAAGAAGAUCUCCAUUCCUGCAAGUGUUUAAUAACAGCCCUGAUGAGUCCUCUUACUAUCGUCAUCACUUUGCUAGACAGGAUUUGACCCAAUCUCUCAUCAUGAUCCAGCCUAUUCUCUACUCGUACUCAUUCUACGGGCCCCCAGAGCCUGUCCUACUAGACAGCAGUAGCAUUUUACCCGACAGGAUUCUCCUGAUGGACACCUUUUUCCAGAUUGUCAUCUACCUCGGAGAAACUAUUGCACAGUGGCGUACCGCAGGCUACCAGGACAUGCCCGAGUAUGAAAACUUCAAGCAUCUUCUGCAGGCGCCUUUAGAUGAUGCCCAGGAAAUCUUACAAAGCAGAUUCCCAAUGCCGCGUUAUAUUAAUACAGAGCAUGGAAGCAGCCAGGCUCGAUUCCUUCUGUCUAAAGUAAAUCCAUCGCAGACACACAACAACUUGUACAACUGGGGACAGGAGGCUGGAGCUCCCAUCCUUACCGAUGAUGUCAGCUUACAAGUUUUCAUGGAUCAUUUGAAAAAGCUGGCAGUUUCUACCGCAUCCUAAAAGCAUUUCAGCUGCUGACAACUGAGUCUUAAAGAGUUUUAGAAGACAUUCCCUGAUGUAGUUAAAAAGAAUGAAUCAAGAUUUUAGUUAAAAGCUAAAUAAGAGAUAUGAAGUCAGAUCAUUUUUCUGUGUAACAUCUCUUAGGUUCUAAUUUAUUAUUUUUGUUUUACAGAUAUGAUUAUAGUGUAUGGAAAUUAACAAUGAAUGUAUAUAUUCACAAUGCUUUGUUAGUCCUGUAUUUUCCAUGGUCAAUGUAAAGGAUUCACCCAAAAUUCAUAGUAAAAUCCUCUACUAAAACAACCAUUGUGUCUUGUUAAGUAGGGGAAAUGCAAUACUAAGAGCUGGAGCCGUAAUAAUGUGAAUGGGACCGGAUUAAAGUAUACUCCAGCAGGUGAUCAUUCAGGGAGAUCCACUGACAGUUCUGUUUUUAUUGAAAUAAAAAUGCCAGCCGGAAGCGUGAAA